Molecule: messenger RNA, 987 nt
Organism: Caenorhabditis bovis
Lineage: Eukaryota; Metazoa; Nematoda; Chromadorea; Rhabditida; Rhabditidae
Source: the annotation of a GenBank genome assembly
AUGAUCAGCGACGUUCAACUCGGAAUUGCUGCCAAUAUUCUCGGCAUUACGAUGCUAUUGCUCGUCCUUAUGAGCACACAGCAUCGCGGUUUUGGCAGCCAACCAGGACCAUCAUCGUUUAGCACGGCGACAUCGCCAUCAUCGCUCCGCAAUUUUCGAUACGAGCCGGCGAGAAGCGGCUAUACCUCGCCGGGCGGCUAUUCAACAUACUCGACUAGCACCGCCGAUCGCGUCGGCUGCCUGACGGCUGUAAAAAUGUCGGCGUUCGCGAAAUUGUCGCGUUUCACUCGCCGCCUCAUCCAUAUAAGCCAAAUGGAUUUCGAGUUCGCCGCGUGGCAAAUGCUCUACCUUCUCAUUCAGCCGUCGAAAGUGUUCAAGAAUUUCCUCUACCGCAAAAGGACCAAGGACCAAUUCGCACGCGACGAUCCCGCAUUUUUGGUGCUUCUCUCAUUAUCGCUGUUGUUCUCGUCGAUGUUCUACGCGUACGCGUUGGGCCUCGAGAAAUUGGGAUUCGUCAAAUUUUUCCUAUGGUCCGUCUUCAUUGAUUGCAUCGGAGUUGGAAUCGCGAUUGCCACGUGUCUCUGGUGGUUUUCGAAUCGGUUUUUGCGAAAAGUGAAAGAUCAGGAUGUCGAAUGGGGAUAUUGUUUCGAUGUGCAUUUGAACGCGUUCUUCCCGAUGCUCAUUCUGCUCCAUGUCCUUUUGCCGAUCAUCUAUCCCACGCUCAUCAACACCCCGUCGUUCUUCUCGAUGUUCUUGGGCAAUACGAUCUGGUUCAUGGCGGCCGUCUACUAUGUAUAUAUCACAUUCCUCGGUUAUACAGCGUUGCCGAUACUGCACAAGACGCAGUAUUUCCUGUACCCGAUGUCAUUUAUCUUCAUGUUUUUCGUGGCGACACUCACAGCUGGCUGGAAUAUCUCGAAGACGGCGCUCUAUUUUUAUCAUUCGCGUGCCGAGCCGCAUCUUUUUGAGCAUGUGAACAGCCUUUGA